Messenger RNA from Malaya genurostris, 2541 nucleotides. RefSeq names its product SWI/SNF-related matrix-associated actin-dependent regulator of chromatin subfamily A member 5-like. The record is from RefSeq and is a predicted model, not a curated record. The transcript is spliced from 3 exons. Gene Ontology annotation, biological process: positive regulation of transcription by RNA polymerase II. Gene Ontology annotation, cellular component: nucleus. NCBI's taxonomy places the organism in Eukaryota, Metazoa, Arthropoda, Insecta, Diptera, Culicidae. The coding region runs from base 190 to 2385 and encodes 731 amino acids. Gene Ontology annotation, molecular function: ATP binding; ATP-dependent chromatin remodeler activity; DNA binding.
UGAGUGCUACUCAGCUGGCAAUGGUAAUUGGUAAUCACUGGUUCGUGUUCAGCUUGCUAGGAUCGUUGAGUGCGUGUAGGAUACGGUCGAAAGUGGAAAAAAACAGUUGGGCCAGUAAAGCCUGUUGUUACAUGUUUUUGUUUGAUUGGUGUUUUUACAACUUAUGUCUCAAAAUUUGUUAUAUUGUAUAUGAGAAAUUUCUUCGUUUCUUUCAAGCAGAAUUUUAAAAAUCUGCUAUCAAAUAGUACCAAAAUAAAAAUGAACAAGGAAAUAAUUCCAACCGAGGUCGUCGAACGACCCAACGAGAAUGAAUGUUCCGGAACCGAAAAUUUUUCCGAGCGUCGGGACUCGACUCCUAGUGACGUCAUGACACUGAAUCAUACGGUUGAUGAUUCUACUGCUGAGAAAGAGUACCGCCAAGAUUUAUCUGUAGUUCAAAUGCGCCGGCUAGAGUAUUUGGAGGAUCAGUUUGGCCAGUUCGCCAAGUUCACUCAGCAGCGGAUGCUGGAUCGAGUGAAACGUGCUCCCGGUUAUCGCGAACCUGUUGAAGAUGUUAACAACAAUGCUGCUACAGUCACAGAACAAGGAAACAAACGAAGGCAGCCGCACCACGCAAAAGAAAAUUAUUUGGAAAGUAGUUCCUAUUUUACCGAAUCACCAUCGUUUAUUAAAGGUCAUAUGCGAGAUUACCAAAUCGACGGGUUAAACUGGUUGAUAUCACUAUAUGAUAAUGGUAUCAACGGGAUUCUGGCCGAUGAGAUGGGACUGGGUAAAACGCUGCAAUCGAUUUCAAUGGUGGGAUACUUGCGUCAUUAUAGGAAAAUCAAAGGACCUCAUCUUAUCAUCGUUCCACUAUCAACGAUCAGUAAUUGGAAACGGGAAUUUCAACGUUUCUUGCCAGAAGUAUCUGUUCUACAUGGUCACUGUUAUAAGGAGGGAAAGCGUGAUUUACGUGAUGUUUUGAAAGCCCGUCGUCGAUCCUGGGACGUAGUUGUAACCAGUUAUAAUUUUUUCAUAGAUGAAGCAACCGCUUUCAAGCAAAUCAACUAUCAGUACGUUAUCGUUGAUGAAGCUCAACGUUGUAAGAACGAAAAAACUCAGCUUUCUCUUCAUCUUCGGAGUUUAACCUAUCGAAGUAUACUUUUCUUGACGGGAACACCGAUUAACAAUAACUUGCACGAGUUGUGGGCAUUGUUGAACAUACUUCUACCAGAAUUUUUCCGAAAUGCAGAGGAUUUCGAUUCGUGGUUCAAAGUGGAAGAUUGUAUCGACCCCAACCAUGAGCGAGCGGUGAGAUUGAAAAAUAUUCUUCAACCAAUACUACUCCGCCGAAUUAAAGCAGAAGUGGAACUUGACUUACCACCAAAGAUUAAAACAACAAUUUUUAUGCCCCCAACACGAAUGAUGCGACUCUGGUCCAAAAAGGUUCUUAAUCACGAUGUAAAAAUUGAGCAAGGGGGUGGUUAUUAUACAAACUUCCAAAUGGUUAACUUGUUUCCCUAUUUACGGGAAGUCACACUCCAUCCGUACUUGAUGCCAGGUGCGGAGCGUGAACCGUACAUAAUAGGCCAACAUAUAGUUGAUGCCAGCUCACGUAUGAUCGUUUUAGAUUGUCUGCUCUCCAAACUGAAGAAACGGGGAUCACGUGUUUUGAUUUUUUCGCAGUUUGUUCUAAUGUUAAAUGUUAUCGAUGAUUAUCUAGCCUGGAAAGGAUACAAAUAUUCGCGGUUAACCGGCGACACUAAAUCGGAUGACCGGCAAACUCUACUGGACGAUUUCAAUGCACCCGGCUCAGACAAAUUUAUUUUCAUGCUUACGACCCGAGCAGGUGGUGUGGGAAUCAACUUGCCUACAGCCGAUACUGUUAUUUUUUUUGACAUCGACUGGAACCCACAACAAGACUUUCAAGCCGAAGAUAGAGCACAUCGAAUCGGUCAACUGAAACAGGUUCAUGUUUUUCGUUUUAUCGUACAGGGAACCGUAGACGAGUUAUUGUACGAAUUCUCGAACCGGAAGCAAGCGCUAGAUAAGGCUAUAAUAAAAAAAAGUAUGGGCGAAGCGGAAAUGUUAGCCGCGGUUAAACGUCACAGCGAGCAUUUAGAAACGGCUAACAGCAUUGAUUUGCCGUCCGUAGAUGGUCAGAUAGAGGACAUCUUCGCUGAGGUGGACCGCGGCGGCCGAAAUGCUCAAGACGGAACACUUUUCAAGGAGGUUUAUCUGAAAGCCACAUUAAAACGACGGCUCUCCGAAGACCUGGAGUUGGAAGCAGUUCCACCUUCUAUUGAUCCGUUUACUCUUGAAGUGAACCAAGUUACCACUGAUACAACUGGAUAUGUUUUCAGACCACGGAGGGCCAAAACACGCAGAGUGUAUGAUGAGUUUUGAAGUGAUUACUAUUUAAUAUUACUAAACUUAGCUUAGUGUUCAUUUAAAUUGUUACUGUUUGUGUUCUGUUUGUCUAUAUGUGACUGAUACAUGAUGAGUCGAAUUCCACUCAAAUGCAGUAGAGAAAAGACAAGAUUCCUUUUGACUUCUAUUAUU